CGUGUUUUAUAAUCUCUGAUUCCGGAUGCGUAUUACGGUUUUCGUUAUCAGUGUCUGCUAUACGCUAUAACAGCUUAUAACAUGACUCAGGUUGCUCAGGUUCAAUAUUUAGUUCGAUUUACAUUGAUGACAUCGAUUUAGUUCGUGUAGAUGUGUAGGUCUCAAACGUCUCAAACGGUCUGAAAGGUUACGUAUCGUUACGUAUUCUGCAACGAAGACGGAGGCAGCAGGGGCAGCAGGUUGAACCAAAAUGUUGGUACCUGUCUACCGGACUAGACGGCGACACGCAGUCGACCGUAAUGUUUAUGUAAGGAUUGUGUGUGGGUGACGAGCGGUGACGAGUGCGAGACUAGUGUCAUAGCCGUCAUAGCCUAGGUUUGCUCAGUUUUGUCAGUGGGUUGGAGGGACGGAGGAAGAUCAGGAAACCCCAAACAUACGUGAUUUGAAAUAUUACAUUAUUUUAUAUUUGAACCAAGUUUCCCUUUGUCUUUUCUGCAAAUGAAAGGUUCUUUUGCCUCAGCAUUCAGAGACUUGUAAUGCUGGCGUGAGCUGUUGAUUUAGCCAUGUACAUUUAGAAUCUGCAAUAUUUGGAGACAGUCGAGCAUAAAAUAUAUUCUACUCGAUUAUUUAUUGUGCUUUUCGAUUCUUCUUUGUUUUAACUAUGAGCAAACCGUGCUAUUGGAAGAACAAUUUUUAAAGCUGUUCAAAAGCUACCAACCCAAUUCAGUUCUGUCAGUAAUGAGCAUGUUCGAGCUCAGCAAUCACCACUGGAUUAUGAUAAUUGAAAAGCAUUUUGUGAAUGGCCGCUGCAGCAGGAUGGCAGCGUCUCCAACCUUUCUUAGCUGAGAUUUGCUGAUGAAUGAACUGGUUGUAACCAUAGUGCUUACAUAAGUGUAGAACAUGAUGGUUAUAUUUAAGGUAUGUAAUUAAUGGUCUCCCCAUACAUACAGUUAUUCCACUGUUACGGGUGUCUUAGACCAUGGCUCUAGUAAGAAGCCUCUCAUCCUCACCUCUGUAACUUAAAUAUUCGUAAAUGUUUGUCUUGUAAUGUUGGUUUUAUACUGCAUUUGGUGCCAGUUUCAACCCAGUUUCUUCUUUUACUUCAGAUGACAAGUUCACAGAGGUAAUCUAUUCUGCAUGAAUCAUGGAACAGUUGACUUUCCUUGGUCCUAGAAAAAUGCUGGGAUAGUACCUUGAAGAAAAGUCACAACCCAUUUCCCUCCCACAUACCUCCCCGUUCAUAUUUCAUGCUAUAUAACCAAUACAACAUUAAAUAAUCCAGUGGUAUUAUGUCUGGUGAACGUGGAGGCCAAGGCAUUGGACCGUCUUUGCCGAUCCAUCUUCCUGGAAAUAUCCUAUCUAGGAACGCGGAUUUUUCCUGUGGGGUUAUGUCAAGAGCAGUGUGUUCCAAACACCAGUUAAUGGACUUGAUGAUCUGAAGACCCAUAUCAGGAAUGCGAUCUCAGCUAUUCCAGCGGACAUGCUCCACAGAACAUGGCAAGUGCUCAAAUAUCUGGAUGUUCUCCGUGCUACCAAGGGAGCCCACACCGAGGUCUGCUGAGACUUUCACCAAGGCCAGAAACUGUAAGAAUGUUGAAAAUAGCAACAAGAGGAAGCAACAGAAGCUAUAUAAAUAUGAUAGCCAGGAAGGAAAUUCUAUUUUGGAUACAUCCUUGUUUUAUUUCAGAUCAGAUAAACAUGCUUCAGAAAGUCAUAUUGGGAGCCUUGUUCAUAGCUCUUGGUCAGGGCCAGUUCCAAGGUCCUCCAAGACCUGCUGGUCGUAUUCUGGAGCCUCCAGUACCUGUCCUUUGUGCUCAGAGAACAAUCCAUGAGAGAGUUAAUGGAAAAGGAUAUUUUUAUUCGUGGAAGGACCCACGUACUGCCACAGUGGAAGAGGAUUGGCUGGGUGGUCGCAAUUACUGCCGGCAGCGUUGUAUGGACCUUGUCAGCCUGGAGACUAGUACUGAGAAUGAAUUCAUCAAGAGGCGUAUUGUUGAAGGCAAUGUAAAAUAUAUCUGGACAAGUGGUCGUCUUUGUGACUUCAAGGGUUGCAGCAGACCUGAUCUGCAGCCUCUGAAUAUUAAUGGCUGGUUCUGGACUGCAGAACUUAAGAAAUUACCUCCCACUAAUAAUCGUGCACAGAAUGACUGGAGUGAAACAGGAGGAAUUAAGAAACCUCAGCCGGACAACCGAGAGUUUAUCCAGCAAAAUGGUGCUCCUGAGAACUGUCUAGCUAUACUGAACAAUUUCUAUAAUGAUGGUGUUCAUUGGCAUGACGUUGCUUGUCAUCAUCGGAAACCAUUUGUGUGUGAAGACAGUGAAUCACUGCUGAAGUAUGUUCGUUUUACAAAUCCAAAUCUGCGUGUAUAAACAAGCACCAGAGGCUUUCAACAAGGUAUGAAUCAUCAGGGAUGUGUUGUUAACCUUUUAUUUAUUCCUUUUAGAAAAUUCUGGAUGGCAUAUUGAAACAUUUUCUUGGUAGAGUAGACUCAGUUAUGUGCAUUUGUUUAUCCACUUUGUGGAUUAACAUCAAGGAUGUGAUUAAGUUUUCAUUUGUUCGUAACAGUGUGUCAUAGCAUCCUGUUGCACGUGUAUUCCUGUUAGUUAUUAUCCUUCUCACAUGCAACUUGGUUUUUAAAACCUUUAAAAGUUUUAAACCUUAAAAUUUCUUUUGCAUCACUGAUCACACCACAUGUUUUGACUAACACCGGUCAUCUUCAAGUGACUCUAAAAUUGCUGGUGAAACUGCUGUGCUUCAGUCCAUAAGUUCAAUAUUUGGGGUAUGUCCUUGUCUGUGAUCCCAUGUGUCCUAUGUUGUUGGGUAGUUCCUUGUAUUGUUUCAUGUGUAGCCGUUAUGAAUGUUCAUUCAUAACAGCUGACUCUAAA
Molecule: messenger RNA, 2886 nt
Organism: Cryptotermes secundus
Lineage: Eukaryota; Metazoa; Arthropoda; Insecta; Blattodea; Kalotermitidae
Exons: 7
Coding region: 1495-2370 (291 amino acids)
Source: RefSeq, a predicted model, not a curated record